AUGGAUGUAGAUAACAUAAGGGAAAUGCUCUUCAAAAAAUAGAAGAGCGGAAUGUUAAAUCUGCUUUUUCAGAAGAACCCUAAAUAAAAUGAAGUAAAUAUUAGCAUAGUUUUAUCAAGUGAUCCUAACUCAAUGUUAGUACCUUAUCGUAAUAUAAAUUGUAAGCAGUUAUAAUGUUUGUAUGAUGAAGAUGAAUUAGUUUAAUUGUGCAUGAAAAACAGCAAAAAUACGAAUUAUAAAUUUAGUUUUCCUUGUAAGUGCUGUAAAACAAAAAUAAACUUUCAAGAUUUUUAUUUAGAUGAGGACCUAUAUGAGAAGAUAAAUAGAAUAUUUGGAUGUUAUAAUAAAUAAGAGGUAGUUGUUAAUGAGAUAGUACUUAAUAGGGAAGGUGAAUGUUCCCUUAAGCUUUUGAAGAGACCAGGACAAUACAUUGUCAGGGACAAAACAAUACCUUCUAUGAGGGAUUAUCAAGAUGAGGAAUACAUAUAAAUGAGAUAAUUUUUUGAAACUAAAGCUAAAGAAGUAUUUGUUUCAAAAGAUGUUAUAAUUAAUAGAAUGGGGUUGAGCUUAACUUAUGAGCAAUUAGAGCUUUUGACUGAAGAACAAACAUCAUCAGUGCCUUUGAUGGCAUUUUUACUAAAUUAUGCACAUAAUUAUUAAGAAAACUUGUAUGAACAAAAAGGUUAAAUCAAUACCAAAAAGAAUUUGUGUAUUAUAACUCUGAUAAUCUAAGGUUUAACAGCGUAGAAAUAAAUUGAUGCAGACUACUUAACAAAUUUUGAAAACUAUUAUCAAUAUCAAGAAUUGGUUAACAAUUACGAAAAUGUUGCUGUUGUUAUAUAUUACGAAAAAACUUGGUCUCUUCUUCUUGUUGAUUUGAAUUAGAACUAAAGUCAUUUCUUUAUUUUUAAGGAUCACAUGAAAGAUGAAUAUGCAGAAGUAGUUUCUGCAUUGAUAGCUGAAUAAUUUGAUCUGAAAAAUUCUGUAAUUAAUUAUGUUGAAAAUUUUAGCUUUCAUUCACCGACUGAAGCAAAAUAUAGUGGAACUCUAGUUUUCAGAUUACUAAUGUGGCUUAUUGAUCCUCCUGGAAACCCUUAGCCGUUUUCAGAGUUUUCUUAGUAGACUUUAGAGAUAAUUAAAAAACAAACAACGAUUAUUGAAUGGUUACUUUUUAAAAUGAUGAUGCAAGAUCCAAAAAAUAAUCAUAUUUUUGAAGGAUUUAAGCUUGUUCAGUCUAAAAAAAGCAUUGACAGUACCAUGCCAUCUAUUGUAUCACUUUAAGGCAUUCUAUCCCCUCCAUCCUCUAAUUAAGCGUUUGAAAAAGAAUCCAAAAAGAAGAAAAAAAAGAAAAAGAAGAAACACGAAAGCUCUCCCAUAUUAGAAGCAGAAGAAGAUUAAGAAGAUAAUUUUUAUGAACCUUAAGAAUAAUAAGAAGAUGAACAAGAUGAAAUUUUAAAUAAUUUUAACUUUUAGCAAGAGUUUGAUGAACUUAAAAGAAGAUAUUCGUAAAAUGGUAUAUUAAAUAUCCCUAAAGAAGAGCUUGAUUUAUUGGUUGAGAAACUCCAAUAUGAUGUGUCCAAAGAAAUGAAAAGGAAAAAAAAAUAAGAAUAAAUUGAAAAGGAAACAUUAGCAGAUUAUUAUAUAAACAAAAAGUUGUAAGAGUUUGAUUUAUAAAUAAAGUAAGCAAAAACUCACAAGAAAAAAAAGAAACGAAAAGAUUAUGACGAAGAAGAGGAAGAUGAGAUCUCAGAGGAUGACAUUUUAGCAUAAUAUGAAAGGGGAGAGAUAACUAAGGAAGAUGUUUUGGAAAAGCAAUAAGUAUAGCUAUCAGUUGGAGAGUUGAAGACAAUACUUAAAUAAUUUGAAGUAGAUAUGAAUAAAAGAAUUGAUUUUAAGUAGCAAAACAAUGUUUAAGAUGCAAUCGACAAAGAAAGAUAAGUUGGAGAAUAUAUGGAAUGGUAUAACACUUUUGUUUAGCUGCUUCACUAUUACUAUAAUUAUGACAUUGAGACUUACAAGCAAUUAAUUGAUGAAUACAACUUUAGAUUUCAUAGUAUGAUAUUUCAUAAAUUAGGUUUAGAUUGGUAGGCAUCAAAAAAUUCCAAGUCUAAUUAAACUAAUGAAUAGUCUUAACUUUACAAUUCUUCAAUCAAAUAAAGUUUAUAAAAUCAUUCUAGUGUUUAUAAUAAUAGUAACUUUAAAAACUAAUUUGAGAUCGGAAAUAAUAGCAAUAAUAAUUCUCUUAGAAAUAGUUAUAAUAAUAAUAAUAAUAAUAAUAAUAAUAAUAAUAAAAAUUAGAAUAGUCCUAUUGGUUUUAAUUUAGGAAGCAGUUUGGCUUUAGCAGGUAUGUCUUCAAUAAAUUAGAGCAUUAGUGAUAAAAAUUAUGCCUAUGCUUUUGGAUAGCGCUAUAAUGAAUCAGUGAUAAACAAUGAAAAUAGCAAUAUUGUUUGCUAAAGGUAUGAAAAAACUAUUACAGAAGGAGACAUCAUAAAGUUAAGGAGUGGAAAUAUAUUAACUGAAGAUGGAUUAAACUUCUUUAUAAAAUAUUUAGAAGAGAGACAGGGACAUUAGCUUUAUCUUUAUCAAUUAAAUUAAAAGGAAUUUCCAAAAGGAAUGAGAAUUCUUUAUCUUUCCUCAAGUUUUUACAAAUAUUUCACCAAAGAAAAUCCUUUACAAUAAGACAAUUUAGAUUUUAAAUGUAUGAGACAUUACAUGAAACCUUAUACAGGUCAAAAUAAUACUAUUUUUGAUAAAUUCGAUAAGAUUUUUAUACCAAUUUUACUUUCUUUAAAUGAAAUUCAUUUAGUAAUGAUAAAUCUGAAUAAAAAAGAGUUAAUUUUAUUUAUGACAUCAAAUUUUUCAGGCCAUUCUUUAGAAGCCGUUAAUAAUCCAAUUCUUUAAAAUAUAAUGAGGUUUCUUUAAAAGGAGCUGUAUGAGAAGAAAAUGUAAAACUUAAACUUUUUAAAUUGGGAGCACAAGUAUGUGUAUUUAGAUGAAACAUUUACUUAAAAAUUUAAAUAGUCAAUUCUAAAUACAGCUUUUAUAAUUAACAUGCUCUCAAAAUAGAAAGAAUAUUAAACCUUUUCAUAAUAAGAAUAUUCAUCUUUCACUUAAAGACUAAUUAAAUUAUUUUACUAAAUUGGUAUUACAAAAAAUAAAAAAAAUGAAAUAGUAAUAAAUAAUAUGCCUCUUUGA
This is a messenger RNA of Tetrahymena thermophila SB210, 3195 nucleotides long. RefSeq lists its product as hypothetical. Gene Ontology annotation, molecular function: cysteine-type peptidase activity. Gene Ontology annotation, biological process: proteolysis. The record is from RefSeq and is a predicted model, not a curated record. The transcript is spliced from 4 exons. NCBI's taxonomy places the organism in Eukaryota, Ciliophora, Oligohymenophorea, Hymenostomatida, Tetrahymenidae.